AUGGUUUCCUCAUAUUUCGAGCCAGUUGGAGUCUGCGCCGAAAAUUCCUUCGAGAUGAACAGUGAUUCGCUGGGGAGGAUAAAGCCGGUGGCCCGAUGCCGUGGGGUCCAGCUCAUCCGGGACCUUUAUGUGGAAACGCCAUCCUCUUCAAAUGGCCCUUCCCGGGAGGGCCCCAGGCCACUGUCCACCAGAGAGGGCCAGGCGGUGUACCCCCAGCUCCGACCAGGCUACAUCCCCAUCCCUGUGCUCCACGAAGGUGCCGAGGGCCGACAGCCACAUCCUUUCCACGCCUAUGCCUCGCCUGCGACGCAGAGAUUCCGAACCGAGGCAGCCACCGCAGCUCCCCAGAGGUCCCAGUCCCCGCUGCGGGGUGCGGCGGAUGCCACCCAGCCAGAUAAACACUGUGGACCCGCGGCGGCAGCAGCCCCGCCCCCGGCCGCCCUCGGACCCGAGCGGUCCCAGUCUCCAGCUGCCUCCGACUGCUCAUCCUCGUCGUCCUCGGCCAGCCUGCCCUCCUCCGGCAGGGGCAGCCUAGGCAGUCACCAGCUCCCCCGGGGCUACAUCCCCAUCCCCGUGAUACACGAGCAGAACGUCACCCGGCCGGCAGCCCAGCCCUCCUUCCACCAAGCCCAGAAGACGCACUACCCAGCCCCGCAGGGUGAAUACCAGACCCACCAGCCUGUGUACCACAAGAUCCAGGGCGACGACUGGGAGCCCCGGCCCCUGCGGGCCACGUCGCCGUUCCGCCCGCCCGCCCGGGGGGCGUCCAGCCGAGAGGGCUCCCCAGCCAGGAGCACCACGCCGGUGCCCUCGCCGGUGCCCUUCCGUGUGCACACCAUGGUGGACAGGCCUCAGCAGCCCAUGGCCCAGCGGGGGCCUUCACCUGUUCCCCAACCUGAAAGCAAGCCAGAAAGCAAGCCGGGCCCAGCUGGACCUGAUCUCCCCCCUGGACACAUCCCCAUUCAAGUGAUCCGCAAGGAGGUGGAUUCCCAGCCUGUUUCCCAGAAGCCCCCACCUCCCUCCGAGAAAGUGGAGGUGAAGGUGCCCUCUGCGCCUGCUCCUGGUCCCCCCAGCCCCGCCGCUCCUGCCGCGCCUGCCUCCCCCAAGAACGUGGCUGCAGAAGAGAAAGCAGCCCCCAGCCCUGCCCCUGCCGAGACCACACCCCCCAAGCCAGGAGGGGCUGAGGCACCGCCAAAACACCCAGGUGUGCUGAAAGUAGAAGCCAUCCUGGAGAAGGUUCAGGGGCUGGAGCAGGCCGUGGACAACUUCGAAGGCAAGAAGACCGACAAAAAGUACCUGAUGAUAGAAGAGUACUUGACCAAAGAGCUACUGGCCCUGGAUUCCGUAGACCCCGAGGGACGAGCCGACGUCCGUCAGGCCCGGAGAGACGGCGUCAGGAAGGUCCAGACCAUCUUGGAAAAACUGGAACAGAAAGCAGUGGAUGUCCCAGGGCAGGUCCAGGUCUACGAACUCCAGCCCAGCGGCCUCGAGUCCGACCGGCCGCUGCAGGAAAUCAUAGAGAUGGGAGCCGUGGCAGCAGGCAAGAGUCAGAAGAGUGCUGGGAGCGGAGAAGAGCCCCACCCCCAGCCCCAGCCGCCAGAGGCCAAAGAAGGGGCAACGCCAAACCCCAGCAGCACGACAGACCCGGCCGGAAACCCGGCUGCGCCCUAGUCCCGCUGCGCCCGGCUUGGGCCUGGGGACCGGCGCUGGCGUGUGCUCUAGGCGAUUUGAAGUUGCAUGCAUUUCAGAGACUCCAGAUCAGUCGGUUUUUACUACUCGUAGCUGCUUGAUCCGUAGUAACCCGGGUGGAGGUGAAACACGCUGAUUAAAGGGCUAAGAGGAAAGUGACGCUUUUCUUCUGUCUUCUCACCCUGGACCGUAAAGAAGUUGCUAGUUUCGAAAGUUGAACCCCAUCGCUUGUUGUUUGGGGUCCCUGUCUGUGCCGGGGCACCAUGUAUAGGCCAUGGCUGUGAGCGCUGGACUGAAGGAGUUUGGGGGACAGAUGGGGAAUCGAAUUCCCAUCACAUAAGUAAAAAACCCAUUUUUCAGAAACGUUGCCGUUUCAAUGGGAUGAGUCUCUUCAUCUCAUAGCUGAAAUACUUAGCUAGGACGAAAUGUGUAAGGAGCAUAGGGAUAUCUGUAUGUUGAGUGACUUUAAAUGCUACAUUUUAAGAAAAGAAAAUAAAAUAAUGUAACGCAAUGUGUCUGGUUUCUAAAACUCUGAAAAGAGCAAAGUCUCUUCCCGACUUCAGUAAAUUGAAUGGCAGAGGUGUGACAAGCCGGGCCUGGGCCUUGUCGCACUCCACCUGCCCAGCUCGGAGGGACAAGUGGCGGUCACGUUCCAGUCUCCAGUUGCAGCUAGACCAGGAGACGCGGCUGUGGACCAGGACAUGAGUGCGCCUAACACCUCCCCAGACUGGCCCAGGCGCGUGGGGCCUGUGGACAGUGGCUCUGCCC
Messenger RNA from Condylura cristata (star-nosed mole), 2457 nucleotides. RefSeq names its product BCL2-associated athanogene 3 (gene BAG3). Gene Ontology annotation, cellular component: nucleus; membrane; cytoplasm. Gene Ontology annotation, molecular function: protein-folding chaperone binding; adenyl-nucleotide exchange factor activity. The coding region runs from base 1 to 1671 and encodes 556 amino acids. The transcript has 4 exons. NCBI's taxonomy places the organism in Eukaryota, Metazoa, Chordata, Mammalia, Eulipotyphla, Talpidae. The record is from RefSeq and is a predicted model, not a curated record. Gene Ontology annotation, biological process: negative regulation of striated muscle cell apoptotic process; protein stabilization; muscle cell cellular homeostasis.